Messenger RNA from Echinostoma caproni, 1137 nucleotides. Lineage: Eukaryota; Metazoa; Platyhelminthes; Trematoda; Plagiorchiida; Echinostomatidae. The record is from the annotation of a GenBank genome assembly.
GCCGAUGAAAUUGGACGAAUAAAUCACGAGUUGCUCCAGAUUCGUGAUCAGCAUAACCUAGAACUGGAACGCACCGUAACACAGUUAAACAAGGAACACGAAGUGGCCCUUUGCCGAUUACGCGAGGAGACAAAUACAGCGAUUGAAGUUAAAACUCAACGAAUAGCCUCUCUCGAAUCCCACAUACCUGAUCGAGAUGCUGCGGUACAGUUCGAACCAUGUCAGAACCCCCUGGUGGAACGUGCAAUGCAGACCACACCCCCACCUGUUUGCAAACGGCACAGUGUUGCUUUACAGGUAUCACUGCAUGAUUCUCGCCAAUCUAUCGGUUUACAAACGAGCUGUUCGAACGUACCCGAUUCUCCCAACCUCGGUUCCCCGAUCCUUCCGAUUCACUCGGGUCAGUCAACCACUGGUUGCUCUCCGUUCUUACCCAAAGCACCCGUUCCUCAAAUAUCGAUUGGUACUGAACAAACACUUACCAUAGCUGAUAGCACAGCCCACUCGACCAGUCCGGUCCAAUCGAAUCGUCCGGCGCGAAAACUUCGACUGCGCCGAAAUGCAAAGCGUAAUCCCAAUUCCACCAAAACUGCUCGAAAUCAUCUCCCGAAAUUGCCCUCGCCGGUAUCUGGCUAUUUUGUGUCCGAGAGCGAGUCUGAUUCGAACAGAACACCCCGAUCCCGAAGCAAAGAGAACCACAGACCGACAGACGAUGAUGAUGAGGAGGAGGAGGACCGUGAUACCGAUCCAGACGGGGAGAUGGAUCAGACGAAGAGUAACGUUUUGCCAUCCUUGCGUAGAGGUACCCGUAAAGCACAAUCCGUCGCGAAUGAUUCCACUUUCGCUGCGGCAGGGCGUCGUACGCGAAGCACCUCCAGAAAGAACUCAUCCGGUGAUGGUAGAACCGAGAAAGUCACCAAGCAGGCUGCACGUGAGCGCAAGACGCACUCGGCAGUUGUCACAGGAACGCGUCGUCUGCCACCAUUGGCUGAGUCUACACAACUCAUGCCUGACUCUUUCUUUCAAGACGAACUAGAUCACGCGGUUGAUCAGGUUUAUGCGGAUUUUCAGCGACGCGAGGACUAUCCUGCCUUCAAACAACCCGCAACACGACACCAGUUACGACGUCGGAGAUAA